Syngnathoides biaculeatus (alligator pipefish) is the source of this 1261-nucleotide messenger RNA. RefSeq names its product dickkopf-related protein 3-like. The transcript is spliced from 7 exons. Gene Ontology annotation, cellular component: extracellular region. Gene Ontology annotation, biological process: multicellular organism development; negative regulation of canonical Wnt signaling pathway. Gene Ontology annotation, molecular function: co-receptor binding; receptor antagonist activity. The record is from RefSeq and is a predicted model, not a curated record. The coding region runs from base 441 to 1070 and encodes 209 amino acids. NCBI's taxonomy places the organism in Eukaryota, Metazoa, Chordata, Actinopteri, Syngnathiformes, Syngnathidae.
AAGCGAAAGUUCAAACGUCUCAGCUGACUGCGGACGAGCGUCAGGUGACACCCUGAACUUGUCGUCAGCCAAUCAGAGGGCACAAAAAGAAUCAACCGCACUUGCGUGCACACCUGUGGGCAAUUUAGUCUUCACUCAACCUACCGUGCACACUUUUGGAACGUGGGAAUCCUCAGAACUGUCAUCCACAUCCGGGAUUGGUCCCAGUCUACAGUGUAACACGGCUCUGGCUCAAAGUCCACUGCGAUAGACUCCACGGGACCGGCGGAUCGGUGGUCCACCCCCGUGCCAACUCACCCCCGGUGACCAUGUUGUCGUGGAACUUGGCCGAAGAUGGCGUCGGAGCAGGUGACGAGUAGAAGCUGCUUGCCAAGACGACAGACCACAAGUCAUAAAACUUGUCCCGUGUCAUCCUGACCUCGUUCGGGAUUUUGUCGGCCAUGUUGCCCGGCGUGCGGACGGCGAGCCUGUGUCUGUGCUUCGCACUGGCCGAGGCGCACAUUUGGGCGUGGAUGCUGAACAUGCCGCACAGUCCGCCCAAAGACGGGGCCGUGGCGCCGCGGGUUGUUGCGCCCCCUGCCAGAGCCACCACGGCGGCGUGCGACCACGACAGGGCCUGUGGGCGAGGCUUCUCCUGCGACCGCCACUUCGGCCUGUGCGUGCCCCUGCGUGGGGAGGGGCACUACUGCCGCAGGGACACCCAAUGCGUGCGGGGCCUCAACUGCAUGUUCGGGAAGUGCCAUCGCAGUAUUCCCAACGGACAAGAGGGUCAGCGGCCCCUUUCUAAAUACCCAACACUCAAUAAAAGCGCCCGGUGCAAGGUGGACCGGGACUGCGGGGCGUCCAUGUGCUGCGCCCGCCACCACGGCGAGCGCGUGUGCAAGCGGCGGCUGAUGCGCGGCGACGGUUGCUACGUGCCCGAUGGCGGCCUGGCGUUCAGCAUCAACCAGAUCUGCCCGUGCGACGAGGGGCUGCUGUGUCGGGAAAACGCCGCCCCGCCCAGGAGGGAGAGGGAUUUUGCAUACCAGGUAGAGCGCACAAGCUGGACCUGCCAAGUGCCCAAACACUAACGCCAAGCUUUACAUAAGUUACUAUUUAUUGCCUCUAUUGUACAGAAUUGUGUAUAUAAAAUUGGUCGUUUUACACAUUUUGUAUCGUAUUUUUUGUUUUGUUUUUGUUGUUUUUAUCCUGAAGCACUGCAGUCCUCUGUUGUCAUAAUAAAUACGAACCAAUAAAGAACUGAAAGUAUCCCGUAACGAGC